AUAAAAAAACAUCCCAGCUGCAGCCACAUCCAUAAUGACUGCAACAACCACAGCCUGACACAGCAUUAUCUGUUGCAGCUGUAUGCCUGACUGAAGGGAUCUGUGCGUGUUAUUCCCCUCCCUGACGAUAGAGGGCACUGGGAUUUAAUACUGUGUCCACAGUGAGGUCGCAGGGCGGGGCUCCGGCUUGUGUAGUACGUGUGCUUCACUCGCAGCAGUUAGCUUGCGACCAGUAAGCUAACACUACAGCUGAGUAGAAGUCGGAAUCAUGGUGCUGCUUGAAAAUGAUUCGUUCCUCACAGAGCUCACACGGCUGUUCCAGAAGUGCAGAACAUCUGGCAGUGUUGUCAUCACGCUAAAGAAAUAUGACGGGAGGACCAAGCCAGCACCCCGAAAGGGCCACGCAGAGUCAUUUGAACCAGCAGACAACAAAUGUCUCAUCAGAGCAUCUGAUGGCAAGAAGAAAAUUAGCACAGUGGUCAGCACCAAAGAAGUAAUCAAGUUUCAAAUGGCAUACUCCAACCUCCUUAGAGCUCACAUGGAUGGACUUAAGAAGAAAGAUAAGAAAAACAAAAGUAAGAAAACCAAAGCCACCCAAUGAGCAACAGACUCUUAUAACCAUGGGUACCUAAACUGGCCUGUACUAUCUGAGGGAAAUGGGAAAGGCCUCCACUUGGUCUGUCGCCACACUCAGCUUACUUCCCGUUAACCUGAGGCCUCAGAAUCACUGUUCAUCCACCCGGUGACUGCUUUGAUAUUAUGCCAUUGUUUGCAUGGUCAUGUCUCAUCCCUGGCCGGUCAGUGCCAUCGGUGAUCUGGAACAGAAAACCUGAGGAUUUCUCGUAACUCAUACAGGACGAAGCAAAUCAACUUUAUUGAAUCUCCGCCAUCUCUGCUUCGGAAACCAGGUCAUCAGCGGCUGUGUCACCAUCUGGAGCCAAAUCCAUGGAGUCCAAUGAUUCUUGCCUUUCACACUAUUUAAUUGUUAAGAGUCCCUAUUUAUGUUAUAUUCACGGCCAACCUGUGAGCUGUGCUGCGGUGAAUCAAUUCAACUGCGUCUUGAGAAGAAAUGUUUAAUAUUCUAGUCAUUGGAAAUCUUUUUUUAUUAUUAUUAAAAAAAUCAUUGAAAUUACUGUUAAAUUGCUUGGAAAUACAGAACAAAAUAAUUUCAUCUAUUUUUUUUAACCCAUUUUACUGGAUUCAUUUUUUUUUUUAAAUUUACUUUAUUCUGUUUUUAUUUUACCUUUUUUGAAAUACAAUGAGUAUUAUUUCACCUCCUUGUUUUGAACCACAGUUCCAUACCAAGCUGUCGAACUGGCCGUCUUAAAUUGUUAAACACCAAUAAAAUGUACUGUAUAGCUUCAGUUACUGUGGUUAAUUGAAAUGUGAGUAAGUUACCUUUUCUGAAUGAGUUAAAUAGCACAAACGAAACGUUAAGUCGUAGAUUUACUGAAAGGCAUUGAGUUUGAGUUAUGAAUACAGAGACAAAGUAUUGGCUGUAAUAAUGCCAUUUGUUAAUUACAAUUACAAGGCAGGUUUAACUACAGCCAGUAUAUUUUGUCAACCAUUUGUAUCAUCUCAUCACGCUCCUGAGUCCUGCAGCAGAAUUUAAUUUCAGAAAUAAAGUGCUUUGUUAAAAGUCA
Siniperca chuatsi (mandarin fish) is the source of this 1643-nucleotide messenger RNA. RefSeq names its product signal recognition particle 14 (gene srp14). The record is from RefSeq and is a predicted model, not a curated record. Bases 269 to 601 code for a protein of 110 amino acids. The transcript has 6 exons. NCBI's taxonomy places the organism in Eukaryota, Metazoa, Chordata, Actinopteri, Centrarchiformes, Sinipercidae. Gene Ontology annotation, molecular function: endoplasmic reticulum signal sequence receptor activity; 7S RNA binding. Gene Ontology annotation, biological process: SRP-dependent cotranslational protein targeting to membrane. Gene Ontology annotation, cellular component: signal recognition particle, endoplasmic reticulum targeting.